GUGUGUGUGUGUAUAUGAGUGUGUGCGCGAUGCUACAACCUCCUUAUAAAGGGACUCUCUCACGUUGUGGCUUGGAAAUUAGAGCACAUUGCCUAAAAUUGAGGUCUCCACACACACACUCUCUCUCACACGCCGAGUCACGGAGAGCCGGAGGAUGAGCAUGGAGGAAGUGAUCCGCAGGGCCGAGACGCCUCUCCUCUGGGUCGGUGCGUUCACCGUGGCCUCCCUGACGCUGUGGCUCCUCUACAGGCUCCUCACAGGCUUCAGGAUCUGGAUCUUGGGGAACGGACAGCUUCUCUCUCCUAAGCUGGGCAAAUGGGCAGUUGUGACUGGAGCCACAGAUGGAAUUGGGAAAUCCUACGCAGAGGAGCUGGCUCGUCGAGGAUUUGCCAUGAUGUUAAUCAGCCGCUCGCAGGACAAGUUGGAAGAUGUGGCUAAGUCGCUCAAGGAGCAGUUUAAUGUGGAGACCAGGACAAUAGCUGUUGAUUUUGGGAAAACUGACAUUUAUCCCAAGAUUGAAGCAGGACUGACCGGUCUGGAGAUUGGUGUUCUAGUUAACAAUGUUGGUGUGUCUUAUCCCUACCCCGAGUACUACCUUCAAAUUCCUGAUCUGGACAAUUUCAUCACAAACAUGAUCAAUGUCAACAUGACCUCACUGUGCCAAAUGACUCGUCUUGUGCUGCCCAGAAUGGUUGAGAGGUCCAAGGGUGUUAUCCUCAACAUCUCUUCUGCCAGUGGCAUGUACCCCGUCCCUCUGCUUACAGUCUACUCUGCAACCAAGGCUUUUAUAGACUUCUUCUCUCGUGGCCUCCAGGAGGAGUACAGGCGUCAGGGAAUUAUUAUCCAGAGCGUUUUGCCCUUCUUUGUUGCUACUAAAAUGACUCGUAUCAGGAAGCCUACUCUGGAUAAGCCCACCCCAGAGCGUUACGUGGCGGCUGAGCUCAACACUGUGGGUCUGCAGUCUCAAACCAACGGCUACUUCCCCCAUGCUGUCAUGGGCUGGGUGACCACCAGGCUGGUACCAAGCAGCAUCGUCAUCUUCCUGGGAGCCCGAAUGAACCGCCUGCAGCGCACGGGCUACCUGAACAGGAGGAAGCUGCGCCAACAGAAGAAUGGAGGGAGCUUAAAGAGUGAAUAGGAAGACGAUGCAGGCGGCUGCUCUUUUUCGGUCGCUUUCCACGUUUGAGGAAGAAGGGAUCAGUCCUCUAAAGCUGCCUGAGCUUUAACUAUUUUGUGCCUUUUUGGUCGAAGCAUCGGAACACGCGUGACCUUGCGUUUGAAACUGCAACCCUCUGCUCUGAUUUUUGUCUGGGGGAGAAACAGCCAAAGAAGUCUCGAGUGAAACGAUUCAAAACUGAUGCUCUUUGGAAAAACAACAUCCAAAUGUAUUUUUGUCACAGACACUCAUGGUGGAAAUAAUACAGCAAAACAAACAAAAAAAAACAAGUGAUGUGUUCCCCCCCCUGCUGUUGUAAGCAGUGAAAAUGGUGAUGGGCAUCUUUUUAUAUUAUAUAAAUUAUUUAUCAUAAAUUUGUAUAAAAAAAAAAAUGUACGUCUAACCCAGAACUUUAAAACUAU
This is a messenger RNA of Nematolebias whitei (Rio pearlfish), 1578 nucleotides long. It is a transcript of the gene hsd17b12a, whose product is annotated as hydroxysteroid (17-beta) dehydrogenase 12a. The coding region runs from base 155 to 1138 and encodes 327 amino acids. The record is from RefSeq and is a predicted model, not a curated record. Gene Ontology annotation, cellular component: endoplasmic reticulum. Gene Ontology annotation, molecular function: oxidoreductase activity. NCBI's taxonomy places the organism in Eukaryota, Metazoa, Chordata, Actinopteri, Cyprinodontiformes, Rivulidae. The transcript is spliced from 11 exons.